Molecule: messenger RNA, 2160 nt
Organism: Chelmon rostratus (copperband butterflyfish)
Lineage: Eukaryota; Metazoa; Chordata; Actinopteri; Chaetodontiformes; Chaetodontidae
Gene: fbxo7
Product: F-box protein 7
Exons: 10
Coding region: 124-1602 (492 amino acids)
Biological process (GO): positive regulation of autophagy of mitochondrion; autophagy of mitochondrion
Molecular function (GO): protein kinase binding
Source: RefSeq, a predicted model, not a curated record
CGCUGUGUUGUUGACACUGUCAUGUCGUCGGUUCUGCUCAGUGUUUAUCGGGACGCGUGUGAUGUUUCAGAGGAACAUUAUCAAAGGGCCUGGAUCUAGUUCUCGGUACUUUAGCUCCUCAGCAUGAAGCUCCGGAUUCGGCUCAACCGGCAGACCAGCAGGGUGGAGGUACCGGGAGAAGAGCCCAGUCUGAAGGAGCUCAUAGACCACGUCAAGGAGACGGUUUUGCCUUUUCAUGGACUCAGUGCAGAGACAGAGUUCAGUUUGUCUCUGAACGGCUCAGAGCUUCUGUCCGACACCGGUCAGACCCUGUCAUCCUGCGGCAUCGUCUCCGGAGACUUGAUCUGCGCCAUCCUGCCUCAACCCGCGGCCGCCACCCGCACCGCUGCCCCCCCCGGCACCACCCGCACCGCCUCCACCAGCUGCACCACCACCCGGACCAGCGGCUCAGAGAACCAGCGGAAAGAACAGAACCAACAGACCCGACAGGCUGCUGCCAUGACGUCCAACCAGCCCAGCAGCAGCAGCAGCCCUGCAGCACAGACAGAGUCCGACGAGACCACCGACGUGCCGGACCCUCAACCUUCGGCCUCCAGCUGGGAGCCGAUGCUGUGCAGCGAGGCGGAGGAGGGUCAGGCUCCUCUCUCUCUGGAGCUCCUCUACCACUCGGCCCAAACCUCGAGUCCCAGUGACGCCAUCAUGGUGGCCGCAAACCUGCUGAUGCUGGAAACUGGAUUUGUUCCUCAGGGCAGUGAGCUGCAGGCCUCUCACAUGCCUGCAGGGUGGAGGUCAGCAGCUGGACUCUACAGGCUGCAGUACUCCCACCCCCUGUGUGACGGCAGCCUGGCUGUGGUGGUGGCUGUGUCUAUGGGCCCCGUCCUCGUCAUUAAUGCGACUUUGAAGGUGAAGCAAACGGUCGACCUGGUCCGCAAACUGUGCCUGAACCCCUCCAGCUACGUGACCGCCGAGUGGCCAGGAGAAAGUGCAGCUGCAGCUUUCAGAGGUCUGAAGAAACUGUCCCGGGUCUUCAAAGACCAGCUGGCCUACCCGCUGAUCGCUUCAGCCAGAGAAGCGAUGGCUCUGCCGGUGGCGUUCGGUCUGGCCGCUCUUCCUCCUGAGCUCCUCCUCAGAGUCCUCAGACUGCUGGACGUCCGCUCUGUGGUCAGACUGUCUUCAGUCUGCAGACACCUGAACGUGGCUGCGGCCGACUCCAUGCUGUGGAGACACCUGUACCUCAGAGACUUCCCAGUUUCAGAUCCCAGCAGUCUCAGACACACGGACUGGAAGGCGCUUUACAAACAGCUUUAUAAGCUUCGCUGCGACCGCCGGCGUCCUCGUACCCACCCCGUCUCUCCUUUCUACUUAAACCCCCGGGACAUCUUCGCCCCCGUCCCCGCCUAUCCGCCGCUGCCUGGCAUCAUCGGGGGGGAGUACGACCAGAGACCAAACCUCCCCCGUGGCCUCCUCCCCCGCCCUCGCCACGACCCCAUCCACCCUCCUCGGAAUCAAGACGGCCGAGCUCUGAACAGCUUCCGCAGAGUGGGACCGCCGGGAGGACCGCCGGGAGGACGACCUGCGGACGUCCGGCGAGGCUUCAUCUGAUCAGUGUUUGUUCUUCUUUUCUUCUUCUGCAGAAAUAAAACAAGCGUGAACAACAGGAGAGCUUCUUCGCGGAGACACGUCCCCGAAGCUGAGACAGGAAGUCCACGUUCAGAGCCGCAGUUUGACUCUGCGUCAGUUUGUGGUGGUUUUAUUAAAUAUGAUGCGUUUCAUUCCAGUCUGACCAGAUGUUCCAGCGUCUGUGUUUAUUCUGCUGAGAAACGUUCAUGAAUGAACGCAGCACAGUUCACCGCUGACCCCCAGUCUGUUUCCAUCAUAAUAAUCAGCUGUUUACAGUCACUGACCUGUACGGUGGCCCAUUCAGGCCAAAAAAAGAAAAAAACAAACGUACUCAAGGUCAAAAUCAUAGAAAUCGCAAAAUGUCUUUUUACUCAAAGUUUAAAUUCUGACGUAGUUUUUCAUUAUUUUCACUUUCUAUUAUAACUUUAAAGAAGUCAAACUUUAGUUCAGCCUGUGGUGUUUGAAAAGGUCGAGACAGACUUCAUGUUUUCUGCUUUAACUUAAAUAAACUCUUAAAUAAACUGUGUCGUUUUCUUCUGU